CCUGAACGUCUCCUCCCCUGUUUCUGCAGUGUUACAGCUUUGCUUUCUUGCUCAUCGUUUCUUGUGCCAAUGCUGCCCUCCGUAAGAGUAAGACAAUACUUCCAUCUGCAUAACACCACACUCCUCUCCUCUCUGCCACCAUCCUUCUGCUUGAUAUCCAUCUUGUCCUGAUCCGUUUGUGUGGUUUUGCGUCCUCUCAAUCCGUCACCAUUCAUUCACGCCUACACUCACGCUCAGACAGAAAAGCAAGGGAAUUUUUCCACUCAGUUUAUUUUACGGAGAAAAAACACACCUUAAAAGCCUUUUUUAAACAAAUUGAUAGUUUAGAAGAAUUUCUGACUGAUAGAAGAAGCGGGACGGAUCAAGACAGACUGUCAUUUCAUUUAUUAUUUUACGCAUCAACAUUCGCACGUAGCCUGGAGAGGAAAAAGCUGAGAACGCAUUGUGUUUUCUGAAAGAAUGACUUAGCUUUGUGGACGGUGUCGCCGCGUUGAAGCGAGGGGAAUUGAAUAACUAAUCCAACAGUGUUAAGUUUGCUGAGGUAGGCUGUCAGGGAAAUAAAUAGCGAAGAAGCACCGUGGAAAGAUACACGCGUCAUUUCCAAGACACCAGCGCAACAAGCCAACACCAUUACACCAGCCUGCUGCGUGGAUGGCACACUGGGUGUCUUCUUCUCUUGAGCUGGUGCAGAGCAGCCUCGCGGAGACCAGGGUCCAGCUGAAAUUCGGGGCUUUCUUUGCUGAAUCUACUCUGUCAUCUCUUCUCGUUUUCUUAAAACUCUCUAACGUGGAAUCCUCUCCGGCUAUAGUUUUCAUGGUGAUUAUGAAACUCUCUGCACAAUGUGUUCAUUACAGAUAACCUGUCUUCCCACAGAGCGAUAUGAAAGAUAAGUUCCUUUCCUGAGGCCAUAACUUCCACUCUGAGCUGACUCACAGAAAACUGCACCUCGGGACUCCAAGCAUCAUCACGCGGCCAUGUUUCUGAACAAGCGUAUCCUCACUCCAUGCAUGUUCAUGUCCUUGCUGCUGGUUCUGCUCCCAGGAGUCACUCGUGUCUCCCAGGGCAGUGCCAGCCUUGAAGAUACUGACGUCGCAGCAGGCAACUGCUCCAGCACUGAAAACUGCACAGAUGGCGUUGUGCUGCCCAUGUGGAACCCCACAAACCCCGCGGUGGGGGACAAGGUGGCACGCGCCAUAGUUUACUUUGCAGCCCUCAUAUACAUGUUCCUGGGCAUGUCCAUCAUCGCAGACCGCUUCAUGUCUUCCAUCGAGGUCAUAACCUCCCAAGAGAAGGAGAUCACCAUCAAGAAGCCCAACGGUGAGACGACCACGACCACUGUACGCAUCUGGAACGAGACGGUAUCCAACCUGACUCUGAUGGCGCUGGGCUCAUCUGCACCAGAGAUCCUUCUGUCCCUCAUUGAAGUGGUCGGCCAUAACUUCGAGGCUGGAUCUCUGGGGCCCAGCACCAUUGUGGGCAGCGCUGCGUUCAACAUGUUCAUUAUCAUCGCCAUCUGUGUGCACGUGGUGCCCGAAAAUGAAGUCCGGAAGGUAAAGCACCUGCGGGUGUUUUUCGUCACUGCUUCCUGGAGCGUGUUCGCCUACAUCUGGCUGUAUAUCAUCCUGUCUGUGGUCUCCCCGGGAGAGGUGGAGGUGUGGGAGGCUGUCCUUACCUUCCUCUUCUUCCCCAUCUGUGUGCUCCAAGCCUGGAUCGCAGACCGCCGCCUUCUCUUCUACAAGUACGUCCAUAAGCGUUAUCGUGCUGAUAAGACCCGAGGCAUUAUCAUCGAGUCGGAAGGAGACGCCAUGUUUACUAAAAUGGACUUGGAGAUGGACGGCCCGGGUGGGAACUCCCACACUCACCCCAAAGAGGCGCUGGAUGGGAUGCUGGAGGGCGUGGAGGAAGGUGGAGGGAGCGCGGAGCAGGAUCAGGAAGAAGAGGCCCGACGGGACAUGGCUCGCAAUCUGAAAGAUUUAAAACAAAGGCACCCGGAGAAAGACAUGGAGCAGCUGAUCGAGAUGGCCAACUACCAAGUGCUGGUGCAACAACAUAAGAGCCGGGCCUUCUAUCGCAUCCAAGCCACGCGCAUGAUGAUUGGAGCGGGGAACAUCUUGAAGAAGCACGCCGCCGACCAGGCCAGGAAGGUGGUGAGCUGUCAUGAGGCCAGUGGGCAGGAGGAAGACCCCAACACCAUCUACCUGCAGUUUGACUCCGAUCACUACCAGUGCUUCGAGAACUGCGGCUCUCUGAAGCUGUCAGUCACUCGGCACGGAGGAGAGAGUGGCUGCACUGUGAAGGUGGACUACCGUACGGAGGAUGCGACCGCCAACGCCGGCUCAGACUACGAGUUUGCCGAGGGCACUCUGGUCUUCAAGCCUGGCGAGACCACCAAAGAGUUCACCGUCGGUGUCAUUGAUGAUGAUAUUUUUGAAGAAGAUGAGCAUUUCUAUGUGCGCCUGAGUAAUCCACGUAUCGUGCACCGGGCUGAGGUCUCUGUCCUGGAGCCAAACUCCAUCACCUCCAGCAACAGCACAGGAGGGAUCUCCAACGCCCCCCCCAAGGCCGCCCUGGGCACCGCCAGCACCGCCACGGUCACCAUUUACGAUGACGACCACGCCGGCAUCUUCACCUUCGAGAAUAUGUCCAUGAGGAUCAGCGAGAGCGUGGGUAACAUGCAGGUGAAGGUCCACCGGACGUCCGGGGCCAGGGGGAAGGUGGCGGUGCCCUACCGCACCGUCGAGGGCACCGCCAAGGCCGGCGAAGACUACGAGGACGUGUCCGGCAAGCUGGAGUUUCAGAACGAUGAGACCAUGAAGCUGCUGAAUGUGAAGGUCAUCGAUGACGAGGAGUACGAGAAGAACAAGACUUUCACUAUUGUGUUGGAGGAGCCCAUCCUGCUGGAUGUGGGAAAGAGACACGGAGACACCAACGAUAACAAGACAGGCGCGGGACCGGAGGACGUGUCAAAGAUGGGCUGCCCCAUCCUGGGCGAGCACACCAAGCUGGAGGUGGUGAUUGAGGAGUCCUAUGAAUUCAAGAGCACAGUGGACAAGCUGAUAAAGAAGACGAACCUGGCUCUGGUGGUGGGGAGCAGCAGCUGGAGGGAGCAGUUUGUUAGUGCUGUCACUGUCAGUGCAGGUAACGACGACGAGGAAGACAGCGGGGAGGAGCGCCUGCCGUCCUGCUUUGACUACAUUAUGCACUUCCUGACAGUUUUCUGGAAAGUCCUCUUCGCUUUUGUCCCCCCCACUGAGUACUGGAAUGGCUGGGCGUGUUUCUUUGUGUCCAUUUCCCUCAUCGGCGUCCUGACAGCUGUGACCGGAGACCUGGCCUGUCACUUCGGCUGCACCGUCGGGCUCAAGGACUCGGUCACCGCCGUGGUGUUUGUGGCCCUCGGCACCUCUGUACCAGAUACAUUUGCGAGUAAAACGGCUGCCAUCCAGGACCAAUACGCUGACGCCUCCAUCGGCAACGUGACGGGCAGCAACGCCGUCAACGUGUUCCUGGGUAUCGGGGUGGCGUGGACCAUCGCCGCUGUUUACUGGAAGUCCAAAGGCAAGGUGUUCAAGGUGGACCCGGGCUCGCUGGCCUUCUCCGUCACCGUGUUCACCGUCAUGGCGCUGGUGUGUGUGGUGGUGCUGGUCUACCGCCGGCGUCCCAGCGUGGCGGGCGGAGAGCUCGGGGGCCCACGGACACCCAAGCUCCUCACCUUCUUCCUCUUCCUCUCCCUCUGGUUCAUCUACAUCCUGUUGUCCUCCCUGGAGGCUUACUGCCAUGUGCCUGGCUUCUGAGGUGGAGGGAAACACAGAGCGCCUCCUCUCCUUGUUUCUACAGUCUACUGAACGUGUUUACUCUCGGUUUUUGUCUAUUUUCACAGAUGUUUAUAACUCUUUGUAUCAUUAGUUAUUAUUGAUACCGUGCAAUAGGCUAUUUGAUUGACUUUGAAUCUUUGGACUUUGGAACUUUGCUAUGCUGUUAAGUAUAGAUUUAGCCACUGAAAUUAAAAACACUAUACAUUGGAUAUUGAUCCAAUCAUUGCUUUCAGCAUUAACGGCAUCCAACCUUCUGUCGCUUAAAACUUCUGCCAUCGUGUCCUCUCUCUGUGUGGACAAUUAUUUUAGUUUGUAGUGUUGAGAAAGCACAAGAUUUAAGCAGUAUUUUGAAAGGUGUUGUAAAGUGAAUUGAAGGAAAGUGCAUGGAAUGACAUUUUAAUGACAUUUGCUUGAAAGGAAAGAUAUUACUGAGGCUGGAGUGAGGUAUUUGUGUGUUGAUAUUUAUUACUCAAUCUAUACAUUAAUUACUCAUUGUGUAUCAUCAAAAAGAUGAACAUUGUGCGUGGGAGUUUUGUGAAUGGAUAGGUGUGUUUAAUUUUGCACGUUAUCAGAUUAAGAGCUUCUUGGUAAUCUUAUUUAAAGUACUGUAUGUAAUAUUUUGACAUGAUGUGAUGAUGUGUUACUGUGAAUCACUGCUGUGUCACAACCUUUUCACUGCUCGCCAGGGUAAAAAUGCCUUCUUUUUAGUUACAACAUACAUCGACCUGGAGCAGAGUGCCCGCUUUAAAUUGUACUAUGAAGUAUACAUUAUUUGAGCAUUGUGUGCUGUGUGUGUGUGUGUGCUGUGUGUGUGUGCGUGCACUUCUGCUUUCCAGCACAAAUUGGCGAAGGCAUGGCACAAUUUCCUUAUUGACAAAGUGCUGUCUGCGUACAGAGAGGCGAAGGACACCUGUUUUCUUGAACUUUUUUUAACAUCACUUUUAGAAUGAAGCACAGCCACGAAAGGGGUCACUUUCCAGAUGAGAAUAGGAAUAGUUAUUAAGCCCUAAUCUUAGCACAAUCCUCUGAGAUGAAAAUGUGCCCAAACACAUGUACAGUUUUUUGUUUUUCGCACAGCGGUUGAUAUUGAAAUUUGUUUUUAUUUACUCUCGGAUCAGUAGAGCCGUAUUUAUUGUAACAGUAUUAUGGUAAAGGUAUUUAUAUGACCAAUUUCAGUUGUAUUGAUAUGCACGUUUAAUGUACAAAAAGUGGAAAUAAAUGUUGCUCAUUUAUAACGCUGUAA
Gymnodraco acuticeps is the source of this 5055-nucleotide messenger RNA. RefSeq names its product solute carrier family 8 member 4a (gene slc8a4a). The record is from RefSeq and is a predicted model, not a curated record. NCBI's taxonomy places the organism in Eukaryota, Metazoa, Chordata, Actinopteri, Perciformes, Bathydraconidae. Gene Ontology annotation, biological process: sodium ion transmembrane transport; calcium ion import across plasma membrane; cell communication. The transcript is spliced from 9 exons. Gene Ontology annotation, molecular function: calcium:sodium antiporter activity. The coding region runs from base 975 to 3791 and encodes 938 amino acids. Gene Ontology annotation, cellular component: sarcolemma; postsynapse; axon.